Phaeoacremonium minimum UCRPA7 is the source of this 1119-nucleotide messenger RNA. Its product is annotated as putative abc drug exporter protein. Gene Ontology annotation, biological process: transmembrane transport. Gene Ontology annotation, cellular component: membrane. NCBI's taxonomy places the organism in Eukaryota, Fungi, Ascomycota, Sordariomycetes, Togniniales, Togniniaceae. Gene Ontology annotation, molecular function: ATP hydrolysis activity; ATP binding; ATPase-coupled transmembrane transporter activity. The coding region runs from base 1 to 1119 and encodes 372 amino acids. The transcript has a single exon. The record is from RefSeq and is a predicted model, not a curated record.
AUGCUUGGCUGGGCUCGUUGGAUUGCCUACAUCAACCCUAUCAACUACGGAUUUGAGUCACUACUUGUCAAUGAGUUCCAUGGCCGCAUCUUCCCAUGUCCUAACUAUGUCCCGUCCGGCCCCGGCUACACAGAGGUUGACUUCACAAAUCAUGUUUGUUCCACCGUCGGAUCAUUUCCAGCACAGCCUUUUGUCAAUGGCGACAGGUACAUAUCGUCAGCAUAUGGUUAUACCGCCUCGCACAAGUGGAGAAAUAUCGGGGUCAUAUUCGCUUAUAUGUUUCUCCUCGGUGCUGUUUAUCUAGUCGCUACCGACUUUAUCACUGAGAAGAAACCCAAAGGGGAGAUCCUAGUUUUCCCUCGGGGACACAAAGCCCUAAAGAAGAGUAGGGCUAUAGAUGACUUGGAAGAUGGAAAGGAGCGCAAUGUCGCCAUGGAACAAACCGAAACCGGGGACCUCGCAAUGAUCGAACGCCAGACGGCGAUUUUCCAGUGGAAAGACGUCUGCUUUGAUAUCAAGAUUGGGAAGGAGAAUCGUAGGAUUCUUGAUCAUGUUGACGGCUGGGUCAAACCAGGGACACUAACUGCCCUUAUGGGUGUCUCCGGAGCGGGAAAGACUACGCUCUUAGACGUACUCGCCACACGCACAACUAUUGGGGUUAUAAGCGGCGAGGUCCUCGUCGACGGCAGACCGCGUGAUGACUCGUUUCAACGCAAGACCGGCUAUGCUCAGCAACAAGAUCUACAUUUGAGUACUGCUACUGUGCGCGAAGCACUUGAGUUCUCUGCACUUCUCCGUCAGCCUACUCACGUCUCACGUCAAGAGAAGCUCAACUAUGUAACAGAGGUGAUCAAACUCCUUGACAUGACCGAGUAUGCGGAUGCUGUCAUUGGUGUUCCCGGUGAAGGGCUGAACGUUGAGCAACGUAAGCGUCUUACCAUCGGGGUAGAGCUAGCAGCUAGGCCCGCACUUCUUCUUUUCUUGGACGAACCAACUUCAGGCCUCGACUCACAAACAUCGUGGGCGAUUUUGGAUCUUCUGGAUAAGUUGAAGAAGAACGGGCAAGCAAUAUGUACGUGUUUAAUCUUUCAUUUGCGAGUGUCACUAACGCGAUGCUAG